CAUUCAAAACACCCUCCUCGAUCCUCUUUAUUCCUGCUCCUCGCGUGAUUGGCCUAAAUAGGCAGCCGCCUAGACGACACGAUGAAUACCAAUAAUGACUCACGCUGAUCCUGAUCCUGCCAAUCUCUCGCCGAACAACUCCAAGAUAAAUACAUUUUUAUUGAUCGAUUCUAGCGACUUAGGAAGGAUAUUGUCACUCAUACGUUUUCUUUCCCUUUCAAUGUUAUUACGCUGUAUCGAGUGACAUCUUUGUCGAAAGUUAUAGAGGCAGAAGGAAAUGCCCUGCGCGAUAUGUCACGAUUUCCAGAGAAAACAGCGAGAACACAGCGAGAACGAUAAAGACAGUGAAAAUGAUGAAGGCGAAGGGGAACGGAACGUCGAAGUAGAGCGGUUUUCCUGGGCUGCGUUGAAAACGAGAGCGGUUUCAUGUUCGACGUGCGAGAUCCUGGUGCAAGGCUGCACCGGCAUUUUGAGAAAGAAUGGUGUUGGUGAAGAGGAUAUUAUAUACGGUGGUCUUCGGUUUAUGUACCCAUCAUCUUCGGAGGUUUCGAGCGAUGAGGAUCAAGGAGAGGCAGAUGAUGAUGAUGAAGAUGACGAUGACGAAGACGAGCCGCAAGACUUGGAAAAGCGAAUAACAUUCCACCUAGCGAAUGGAGAAUGCUUGGAGAUUGAAAUGUUCGCCAGCGAAGACGAGACCUCCGAGAACUCCGGGAGCAGUCACUGCGUUUGGGAGUUUAAUCCCACCAGGAGCCGGACGUGCCAGCAGACGGACUCAGCAAUGGCUCUGGCCACCAUCAAACAGUGGAUUUCUCGGUGCAUAGUCAGUGAUUACGCUCCGUAUAGCAGCUGUGAGAUUCCAGAAUACCCGCCGCUCCCUACGCGAGUGGUAGAUGUGGGUCUUAAAAGUGGCACAGUGAAACUCGUUGAGAGCAAAGGGCGGAAGGCGAAGUAUAUUUGUCUAAGUCACUGUUGGGGACGCGAGCCGAUCAACACCACUAUAACUUCCAACCUCCGUAGUAGGACAUUGCAGAUCCCGUGGGACGAAUUAACGAAAACGUUCCAACACGCUAUAACCCUCACCCGAGAUCUGGGAAUCGAAUACAUCUGGAUCGACUCACUGUGCAUCGUACAAGACAGUGCCAGUGACUGGGAGAUUGAGUCUGCAAGAAUGGCAGAUAUAUACAGCAACAGCCACCUAACCAUCGCAGCGACGAGCUCUCACGAUAGCCGCGGGGGAUUGUUCCGCUCGCCCUCAGACAUCAAAGUUAGCGGUACGCGCGCUACAGGAGAACCCUAUAAUCUUUACUUCCGAGAAGCGAUUGAGCACCACAUCGAUAACAUGGGUGAGGCGACCGAGAAGCGGUACCCGUUGCUGACGCGAGCGUGGGUAUACCAAGAACGCAUGCUGUCAACACGAAUUGUGCAUUUUGGACGCGACGAGCUGUUCUUCGAAUGCAAAUCCGGUGUCAGCUGCGAAUGCGGGUAUAUCGCUUAUCACGAUACGAGUAUGGAGAGCCAGGUGCUCCUGCUCAAAAUAGUAUAUGCGGAUGCCAUCUCGGGUCAUGAUGCUGUUGAAUUCGAGGAGGAUCUAGAAGCGGUGCAUCAUCAUCGAAUGCGACUGUGGCGCACGUUGGUUUCUUCUUAUACGAAUCUCUUCCUGACGAAGUCGAAGGAUCGGUUACCGGCCGUAGGUGGCAUGGCAAGACAGUUAUCGACGAUUCGCGGAUCCGCGUACGUAGCUGGUCUAUGGAAAGACAGCUUGAACGAAGAUCUUCUAUGGACCGUAUAUUCUCCUCGAAAAAGGAAGUCCCGCGAGAGUGUACUCAAUGCGCCGAGCUGGUCAUGGGCAAGCGUUGAAACACCCGUUAGCUAUUGGGAUGGGAUCAUGUUCACCACGUUGGAUGGGCCGAUGGUAGAGACUGUACAGCCACGAGAUCACUUCAGUAAAAUUCUCCGAGUCAGCGUUACGCCAUCGGCCAUUGACGAAUUCGGCUCCAUCGCUCGCGGGGUGCUGAGGAUCUCAGGGCUCGUGGUCGAGUGUACACUGCAGUGGGACACUGAACUGCGAAACGGCCAACAAGUGUUCUGCCCAUAUAUUCAAGUCGGAGAUAAUCGACUGCGAGUAGAUGCGGAUUACUGUCUGGAUGCGGAAGGUCAUGGGUUCGUAGAAUCAGGAACGCCGGUGUAUUGCAUUCGGAUGAGCCUGUUGCGCAACUUUGAGAGAGAGAAUCUAGUUUCGCUCGUCCUGAGGCAAUCGGCAUCCCAUACAAACGCUUACGAGCGGAUAGGAAUUGUUAGGAUUGCCGGUCCCCGCAACUCGGUUGACCCUUAUGGAGGCGGGAUCUUUCUAAAUAUUCCUGAGCAGGCAAUUACUAUUGUGUAG
This is a messenger RNA of Periconia digitata, 2383 nucleotides long. NCBI's taxonomy places the organism in Eukaryota, Fungi, Ascomycota, Dothideomycetes, Pleosporales, Periconiaceae. The record is from the annotation of a GenBank genome assembly.